AUGACUCCUAUACAAAGCGCCACAAGUAGGAAGUCGAGAGCCCUACCCUCGCCGGCCUGGCGCCAUCUACACAGGCCACACCGGCAGGACGAGGAAGAGGCCGAAGAGAUCCCUUUAUUCCGCUUCGUCCUAGCCUACCUACCACCAUCAGGACCCCAAAACCUAGAUCGUAGAGACCUAAAACAUACCUUUGUGGACAGAUCCGUGUUCCCAUCAGCAAGCCGACACCUAAUCAGCCACCGGAGGCGAAGGGGAUCGGUGGAAUCGCCGCCGAAGGACACCACGCUCCUCCGCGCUGCGGCCGCUCGCCGCCGAGACCUCCCGCCGCUACCGCCUGCAAUUAGAAACGCCACGAACCCACGACUAAAAGAAUAA
Triticum turgidum subsp. durum (durum wheat) is the source of this 375-nucleotide messenger RNA. The record is from the annotation of a GenBank genome assembly. Lineage: Eukaryota; Viridiplantae; Streptophyta; Magnoliopsida; Poales; Poaceae.